Phanerochaete carnosa HHB-10118-sp is the source of this 1017-nucleotide messenger RNA. RefSeq lists its product as uncharacterized. Gene Ontology annotation, cellular component: mRNA cleavage and polyadenylation specificity factor complex. Lineage: Eukaryota; Fungi; Basidiomycota; Agaricomycetes; Polyporales; Phanerochaetaceae. The coding region runs from base 77 to 859 and encodes 260 amino acids. The transcript has 5 exons. The record is from RefSeq and is a predicted model, not a curated record. Gene Ontology annotation, biological process: mRNA 3'-end processing. Gene Ontology annotation, molecular function: mRNA binding.
CAUCCUUUCCACCGUCCCACUCUACAGGCCAGCGCCUCCAGCGUUCCAUUACAAGAAAAGAUAUCUUACGCGUUACAUGAGACCCGAGGAAAUUAUGGCAUCCCCGGCUGCUCAGGAGGAACAGCUGCUCGAGUUACUGUUACAGCUUAAAAAAACGACACCAGACCAGGCUCGAGCUAUAUUGAAUGCUCAACCGCAGAUUGCUUAUGCUCUUAUGGCACUCAUGGUUAACCUCAAUGCCAUUAACAUGGAGGUGACCCAGAAAACUCUUGCUGCUUUUGGUGCGGGGAGUGCUCCAGCGGCCACUCCAGGACCAGUCUCAGUGCCUACACCAGGCCCAGCUUAUGCACCUUCUGUCCCGCCACCAGCACCUCACAUACCUGUCCAACCUAUACCCGCCAUUCCUCCAUAUUUGAACAACCAACACAACUCAGGAGGAAAUACCCCGCCAUAUGCACGUGGAGGUACUCCCACGUACCCGCAAAGCAAUAUCCCGCUGGCAUAUCCGUCGCGCGGAGGAACACCGAACUACCCGCCGCCAGGCCCAAGUUACCCUGUACACCAGCAACAGCACCCUGGCCCAGGCUAUCCGCCUCAGAACAUGCCGCCGCACAUGCGUGCACCGUAUGGAGGUCCCCCGCCCCCCCAAAUCGGUGGUUACGGCGGACCUCCACCUCACAAUGCGCCGCCUCCGCAAGCGGCUUCUGCGCUUCCUGAGGCACUUCAGAAUAUUCCUGAGGACCAGAAGGCUCUCAUUAUGCGCGUUAUUCAGAUGACGCCAGACCAAAUCGCACAGCUGCCGCCUCACGAACAAACAACAAUGAUACAAUUGAGGCAGACAUUGGGUCUACCCGCGUAGCCGGCGAGUACCUACGGCUUUGGCUAUUUGUCUGUUGUUUGAAAGCCUUACACCCUGCAGUACUGGACUCUGCUUUAUUUCACCUAUUAUAUUACUGUCUCUCCGCGAACGGAUCACCUGUAAAACGGCCUGAUACGCGUAAAAUGUAUGAAUGUCGC